Molecule: messenger RNA, 2859 nt
Organism: Anoplopoma fimbria (sablefish)
Lineage: Eukaryota; Metazoa; Chordata; Actinopteri; Perciformes; Anoplopomatidae
Gene: klf11a
Product: Kruppel-like factor 11a
Exons: 4
Coding region: 166-1488 (440 amino acids)
Biological process (GO): regulation of transcription by RNA polymerase II
Molecular function (GO): RNA polymerase II cis-regulatory region sequence-specific DNA binding; DNA-binding transcription factor activity, RNA polymerase II-specific
Source: RefSeq, a predicted model, not a curated record
CGGGUUUCGGUUCUGAGCUGAGUUCUGUUUCUGUCCCGUGUUGUCUGGACGAGCUGCCUGUCCCUGCUCCUCCUCCUGCUCCUCCUGCUCCUCCUCCUGCUCCUCCUGCUCCUCCUCCUGCUCGGCCCCGCGGAGGAGCUCCUGCUGCAGGUUGACGACCGGACGAUGAUGAACAUGGAGCUGAAGCCGUGCGUCGAGUACCACGACCUGGAGGCCGCCGAGGCGCUCGUCAGCAUGAGCUUCUGGGGUCAAAGGUCGCACAAGCCCCGCCCCCUGACCCCCACCUCCGACUCCUGUGACUCCAUCCAUCUCCACCAGGAGGGGGGGGACGCUCCCAAAGACCUGAUCGCCCUGUCGUCACUGUGUAUGACUCCUCCUCACAGUCCAAGCUUCGCCGAGGCCUCCACCACCACCACCUCCGCCCUAAGCCCCGCCUCCAGGCCAGUCUUACCCCGCCCUGUCCUCGGCGCCGGCCCCGCCCUCUUCCUCAGUGACUCCUCCUCCUUCGCCGCAGACACCUCAGCACUUCCACCUCAGAUGGAGUCGUCCUGCGCGGCUCCGCCCAGCAGAGCGAUGCUCACCAGCGUCAUCCGCCACACCGCCGACAGCCUCAACAUUCCUCCGCCCGCCACACAGCCGACAGAAACCUCCACGCCGCCUCCGCCGGGAGCUCCACGGACUCUUCCGGAGGAGAAGGAGGGCGCUCCUCCGUCACCUCCUCCUCACUCCUCCCCGCUGUCUUCCUCCUCCUCUUCCGCUCCGGUCUCCUCCUCUCCGGUCCUCUGCCAGGUUUUCCCGGUGAGCAGCCGGACGGGGAUGAUCUCCGCCUUCGUCCAGGCCCCGGUUCAGGUGCAGACUGCGGGGGGGCCCACGACCCUCCUGCCCCAGACCCCCCCCGGCUUCGCUCAGCCUCUGCUGGUGGGCUCCGCCGUGCCUCAGGGGACCGUGAUGUUCGUGGUCCCCCAGGCGUCCAUGUCCCAGGCGCCACAGGGCCCUCAGACUGUCAUGACGCUGGGCAACACUAAGCUCCUCCCCCUCGCCCCCGCCCCCGUCUACAUGCCAACGGGAGCGAGCGGCGGCGUCUCGCAGGCCGACUUCUCCCGCAGACGGAACUACGUCUGCAACUUCCCCGGCUGCAAGAAGACCUACUUCAAGAGCUCCCACCUGAAGGCUCACCUGCGCACACACACAGGUGAGAAGCCGUUCAGCUGUCACUGGGACGGCUGCGAUAAGAAGUUCGCCCGCUCAGACGAGCUUUCCCGCCACCGCCGCACGCACACCGGCGAGAAGAAGUUCGUCUGCACCGUGUGCGACCGGCGCUUCAUGCGCAGCGACCACCUGACCAAACACGCCCGGCGGCACAUGACCGCCAAGAGGGCGUCGUCGUGGCCCGCCGAGACCCGGGACCUCCACAAAGUGGCCCUGCCCAAGGGCCCGACCAUGGGCCCCGCACUUCCUGUCGGCAUGCUGGUCUCCACCGCCAACUGACAGACUCAGUCCGGAGCCUCACAGGGCGACUCAGGACCCCCGAGGGCGGGGCUUAAACUGUGACUGUCAAUCAGCUCCACAUCAGGAGGAUCUUUUCUACAAAUCAUAAUCUGCUGGUGAACAAAAGUGAAGACGGCCGCUGAGCUCCGGCUGCGUCUACAUUCACCUCAUCUUCAACGUGAAGACGGCCAUCAUCAGCUGUUUCCUGUUAGCUUGUAUUUUGAAAGGGAACCGUUAGCAGGAUAAAAAAAGAGAUUCUUAGCACACAGAUCGUCCUGAAGGUGGCGCUAGAGGAAAGGUUGUGUUGUUAAUCUUCUGUACGGUGGCCUGAGUAGGACAUCUCCAGAAUCACCUCCCAUCAGGCUCAGCUGUGCUUUGAGCCGGAUGCUAACGUUAGCAUUUUAGCAUGACAUUGUGAACAUGUCCUGCUACGUCAACAUGCUGAUGUUUAGCAUAUAAACAAGCUCACAGUUAGCAUGUUAACGCUUAGCUAGUUGGCCAACUUUAAUAUGCUGAAAUCUGUACAGUUAGCAUGCUAACGUUAGCAUUUAGCUUGGAAGUCAUUCCUUAGUUUUAGAAUCAUGGAACUGAGAUUAGUUAAAGUUCAUGUUCUAGAAGCCGGAUGUAAGUUUUAGUUUCGCUUUUGUUUUAACAUCUCAAACCAGGAGUCGCACCAUUUUAAAGUUUUCAUAAUUCUGGUAAUAAGCGUACUUUUACCUCAUAAUCUGAGGGAACAUGUAAACAGAUUUGAUCACUUGGUUUGCGUUUUUGAUGCGUUUCACGACUCAGAAAUGAGAAUAAAGGGAACUAAAAGAAAUAAAAUCGAGAUGUUCUGAGGUGAUGUAGACGAAGCCGGAGCGAGUGACCCGAUCUGCUCAGGACAUUUUAUUCCCAACAAACUCAACGAGGAGGAGGAGGAGGAGGAGGAAGAGGAGGAAGAGGAGGAGGACGAAGGCGACAGGCUGCUAACUCAUCCACGGACAGAAACCAACAAAAACCUGACAUUGCACUGGAUUUUUUUUAAUCUUGCUUGAUUUUGUACUCUCUCUCUCUCCGUGUAUAAUCAUGUUUACUUCAUGUGUAAAUGUCACGUUUAGCAAAAUGUAUGCACUCUUUUUAUUAUGUUUGCCAAAGCCUCUGUAAUCGUGCUUCUAUUAUUAGCCGACUUCUGUUCGUCUGUGACUGUAAAUACUGUAAAUAUAUUGAUAUCUAUAUGAAUGUUAACGUGUAUUCCAACCUGCAUUUAUUGACAGUACGAGUUAUUGAUAUUUUUUAAGAUGUCAGUGGACGGUAUUCCUCACUGUGAUACUACCUACUUUCUUUGCUUUACACACUAUAAUUAUUAUUUAAUAAACAUUUGUGGAGGACAAA